This is a messenger RNA of Lactuca virosa, 2214 nucleotides long. The record is from the annotation of a GenBank genome assembly. NCBI's taxonomy places the organism in Eukaryota, Viridiplantae, Streptophyta, Magnoliopsida, Asterales, Asteraceae.
AUGGCUAUGAUUGGGAUUGUACCUGAAGAACUAAAAGAAGAAAACUAUGAGUUCUGGAAGGUAUGCGUAAAGAGUUAUCUAGUUGGUCAAGGUCUGUGGGCUGUUGUCUCGAGAGAAGCUACAUCCGCCGAAGAGGCUACACCAGAAUGGCAAAAGAAGAACGCUCAGGCUUUACAUGCUAUUCAACUAGCCUGUGGAUCACGUGCCUACUCCAAGUACAAGAAGAACACACAUGUCUCCGCUAAAUUUGCUUGGGAUCACUUGGCCGAGAUGCGUCCUAGCGCAUUACACGAUACUGAAGUUACACCUGAUCAUGGUCUCCCUGGUGAAAUACCUGGGGUUAAUGAGCACUUUCGACAUGAAAAGCUAUACAAUGCUGUGGAAGAUGGUGAUAUCGAACUAGUGAAGGAGAUCUUUAAGAACGACCCGGAUGCUGGUAGAGCAAUCGUAACUCUUCACAGAGAUACAGCUCUCCAUGUUGCAAUCCUCUCCGGAAAUAUUAAGAUUGCACUUGAAUUGGUGAAGCAGAUGACCCCAGAAGACCUGGAAAUUGCUAAUGAGUUUGGUGCCACUCCUCUCUCUCUUACAGCUAUAACGGAAAGUACAAAAUUGGCUAAGGCCAUGGUGCAAAAGAAUCGUAUGUUGGUUACAAUAAAAAAAGGAAAUACUGAUGAAAGCUCACUUCCUGUGAUUGUGGCUUCAAUGUAUGGUAGAAAGAAAAUGGUUCACUAUCUCUACUCCAGGACUCCAAAGGAGCUGUUUGACCCGACAAGAGGCAUGGAAGGUGUGCUGCUUCUGAAUAAUUUGAUCACCGCAGAUUUAUUUGAUAUUGCUUCCAUGCUACUAAAUAGGUUCCCACAGCUAGGCGUCACCCCUGAUCACCAUGGCAAUUACGCUCUUCAUAAAUUGUCUCACAAGCCUUCCGCGUUUGCAAGUGGAAGCGAAUUUCCUUUCUGGAAACAUUGGAUUUAUCGAUGUGUGCGUAUACAUUCUCCAUGGGAUGUUCAGACCCAAAAAAGUGACACUUCAAAUGGCUCAGAACAUGAAAUAGACAUCGAUCAAUCCAGUACUGAAGAAGAACUUAUCAGCCAUCCUACCUUACUACAUCAACUAGGAUGGUUUUUGCUACGAUCUUUCGUACCAGAUAUCAAGCAUUUGCAUGAAAAAAAGUUGGUAAAUGAUGAAGCAAGUAAACUCCUCAGCUGCAUUUUUAAGGAAAUGAGGGACAUGAGUCGCUCACAACUUGAAAAGAUGGAAAUCGAUAAGGCCUUGCAUGGUGCAAUUAAGCAUGGAAUCGUUGAGUUUGUGGUGGAGCUGCUAAAAUACAAUCCGGAGUUCAUAUGGAGGAAAGACAAAAGAGGAAGGUCAAUUUUUUCACAUGCAAUCAUUCUUCGCCAAGAAAAGAUCUUCAGCCUUUUUUAUAGUUUAGGGACAAGGAAAAGCAUCGUAGCUAGUAGACAUGAUAUAUUCCACAACAAUUUUCUACAUCUUGCAGCAAAGCUCUCUCCUCCGGCUCAACUUGAGCGUGUUUCGGGAGCUGCCUUACAAAUGCAAAGGGAACUGCAAUGGUAUAAGGAGGUGGAAAGCUUAGUACAACCGAAAUACAAAGAUCAAUUGAAUGAAAACAAUUGGAAGCCUAGCACAUUAUUCACUGAAGAACACAAGGAUCUAGCAAAAGAAGGCGAAAAAUGGAUGAAGAAUACUGCAGGGUCAAGUAUGAUUGUAGGAACUCUUAUUGCUGCGGUCAUGUUUACAACAGCCUUCACCAUACCUGGUGGCACCAACGAUAGAUCUGGUCUACCCAUCAUGUUAUACACUGACAGAAACACGUUCAUGAUCUUUAUGAUAUCAAAUGGACUAUCUCUCUUCGCAUCAUCCACCUCAGUGUUGAUGUUCUUAGGAAUUCUCACUGCAAGAUAUGCAGAGAACGACUUCCUUAUGUCUUUACCCACCAAAUUGAUCUUUGGAAUUGCAUGCCUUUUCUUCUCGAUAGUUACCAUGAUGGUUUCUUUUGCAGCUGCUAUGUAUCUAAUGCUCCAUAAGACUUUAGAAUGGGUCUCCAUACCUCUUAUUAUUUUCUCUACUUUGCCUGUACUUCUCUUCUCAGCCCUUCAGUUUCCGCUCCUAUUGGAAAUGGUUUUUCGUACAUAUGGGUCUACAAUUUUUGAGAAACAUAAGAAAUUUGCCACCUCUACCAUGAAGUCUCUCCGUUAG